Messenger RNA from Carlito syrichta (Philippine tarsier), 354 nucleotides. RefSeq names its product polypeptide N-acetylgalactosaminyltransferase 13-like. Lineage: Eukaryota; Metazoa; Chordata; Mammalia; Primates; Tarsiidae. The annotation marks the transcript as partial. Gene Ontology annotation, cellular component: Golgi apparatus. The transcript is spliced from 3 exons. The record is from RefSeq and is a predicted model, not a curated record.
CCUACUAUGGCUGGUGGCCUAUUUUCUAUUGACAGAAACUACUUUGAAGAGAUAGGAACUUACGAUGCAGGAAUGGAUAUCUGGGGUGGAGAAAAUCUUGAAAUGUCUUUUAGGAUUUGGCAAUGUGGAGGCUCAUUGGAGAUUGUGACUUGUUCCCACGUUGGUCAUGUUUUUCGGAAGGCAACUCCAUACACUUUCCCUGGAGGCACUGGUCAUGUCAUCAACAAGAACAACAGGAGACUGGCAGAAGUUUGGAUGGAUGAAUUUAAAGAUUUCUUCUAUAUCAUAUCCCCAGUUCUAGAGGCUGGGAAGCCCAGGAGCAUGGUGUCACUGUCUAGCAAAGGACUUCUUACU